AUGACUGGCCGGGACGCGCUUUCCGACGGGUGUGCCAGGAGCAGGGCGCUGGUGCCCGGAGGCCCGCCCACUGGCUCGCGCCCCCGGGGCUUCGCCAUCACUGACUUGCUGGGCCUGGAGGCCGAGCUGCCUGCACCUGCAGGCCCUGGGCCGGGAUCCUGCUGCGAAGGCCCCGCGGCUGCCCCCUGCGCCGGUCCAGGGCUCGGGGACUCUGGCUUGGCGCGCGGGGCCCUCCCGCUGGGAUUCGGCCUCCUCUGCAGCUUCGGCGCGCAGCCCCCUGCGGCUGCCCGGGCGCCCUGCCUGCUUCUAGCCGACGUGCCGUUCCUGCCGCCCGAGGGGCCUGAGCCCCCCGCCCCGCACGUCCUCGGCCGCUCACCGCCCACGAGCAUCCGUCAGAAGCGCAGCGAGAGCGUCUCGACGUCUGAAGAUGACAGCCUGCCUGAAGAUAGGAGUGACCUGAAGUUGCCCCCCACCCCUGGCAAGAGGAAGAAGCGAAGGCACAGGACGGUUUUCACUGCCCACCAGCUGGAGGAGCUGGAGAAGGCCUUCAGCGAGGCCCACUACCCUGACGUGUAUGCCCGGGAAAUGCUGGCUGUGAAGACUGAGCUCCCGGAAGACCGGAUACAGGUCUGGUUUCAGAAUCGGAGGGCCAAGUGGCGCAAGCGGGAGAAGCGUUGGGGUGGCAGCAGCGUGAUGGCCGAGUAUGGGCUCUACGGGGCGAUGGUGCGACACUGCAUCCCACCACCUGACUCUGUCCUCAGCUCCGCGGAGGGCGGCCUGCUGGGCUCCUGUGUGCCCUGGCUCCUAGGGAUGCAUAAAAAAUCCACAGGGAUGAUAAAGAAAGCAGAAAGUGAAGAAAAGCUGGCAGGACUCUGGGGCUCUGACCACCUCAAGGAAGAUUUUAGCCCGCUUCAGGCAGGACCCCAGAGGGGCUCAGAUGAAGGCAGCCCUGAAAGUGGCCAAGAUGUGGCCAUGGAUCUCUCCAACUCCACUCGGCAGGAGGCCAAGAGAGCACCGCAGGAGGCCGGGACCCAAGGCUGUUCAGACUCUGAGGAGCUAAAGGGGCUCCAGCCCAGGAAGGGGGAGGCCUUAUGAGGCCUCAGCUCCUCCCCAUCAGGGCUGGAAAUGUGCACAUUCCUUACCGCUGUUUUCGAAAGAUGAAAGUUGUGGAAGACAAGUACUUACAGUUGGAGUUUUUAAGUGUCAGGACGCAAUGCAAUGCCAUUUGCUUUAAGAAGACAAAUGGUGACCUAUGGUAAAAUUCCAUUUCAUUCUAUAAUGGAAAUCACUCCUUAAAGGCAGGUGAACCAGUUAAUUUGGUGUAAAACUUCUCUUCUCUUCUGUAGAACCUGAGGAGGGAGGUUUUCAAGUCCAAAACCCAUUUUCACUGCCAGACAGCCUGAGAUCUGGUUCACAAUACUGCAGAUUAACAGGUUAAAUCCUUACAAGGAAUCUGACUGAUUAACAGGUUAAGUCGGAUGUUCUUACCUGGAAUCAGAAAAUACAAAAUUAUUUAACGGGCAGAGAAUCAAAUAGUUUCACAAAUAGUGAAGACCUCGUGCGGACCUCAAAUGAAUGAAAUUUAGCAUCUUUACCUUGAACUUGCUUUGGAUGUUGCCAUUCUCUUAGGCAAUAAUUCUGUGUCCUCGGAACUCUUCCGCAAAGAAAGCCCACCGUCCCUUCCCUUCCCAAACAGCUUGGGGCCAAAUUGGAACAACCGUUGAAUAUUUGUAAACAGUAUGUUAAGGUCAGACCAGGCUUCUUGGUUUUUUUUAAAAUUUAUGUUUGAGAGCACUUUAGUGACUUGAUUUCCUGAAUGUUUCCUUGCCUGUAUUUCCU
Molecule: messenger RNA, 1839 nt
Organism: Phacochoerus africanus (Common warthog)
Lineage: Eukaryota; Metazoa; Chordata; Mammalia; Artiodactyla; Suidae
Gene: VSX1
Product: visual system homeobox 1
Exons: 5
Coding region: 1-1095 (364 amino acids)
Biological process (GO): regulation of DNA-templated transcription
Cellular component (GO): nucleus
Molecular function (GO): transcription cis-regulatory region binding; DNA-binding transcription factor activity, RNA polymerase II-specific
Source: RefSeq, a predicted model, not a curated record